This is a messenger RNA of Lates calcarifer (barramundi perch), 7821 nucleotides long. RefSeq names its product glucocorticoid receptor. Gene Ontology annotation, biological process: regulation of DNA-templated transcription; nuclear receptor-mediated glucocorticoid signaling pathway. Bases 610 to 3051 code for a protein of 813 amino acids. The transcript is spliced from 10 exons. NCBI's taxonomy places the organism in Eukaryota, Metazoa, Chordata, Actinopteri, Centropomidae. Gene Ontology annotation, molecular function: zinc ion binding; steroid binding; nuclear glucocorticoid receptor activity. Gene Ontology annotation, cellular component: nucleus. The record is from RefSeq and is a predicted model, not a curated record.
GUCCGCCCUGCCCUGCCUGAGUUUGCAGUUGAGUGCGCCAGGGCAGGCACAGCUGAAUUAUAUAACUUUAAUGUACUCACGGGUUUAAUGGCGCAACGGCAGGAUAUUGCGCCUCAGAUCUCUCGAUUCAUCGCGGAUUAGUCGAUCGAUCACUUCUCUCAAACACCACCACCCUCUACCCCCACCACCAACCCCUUCUCUCUCUCUCUCUCUCUCUCUCUCUCUCUCUCUCUCUCUCUCUCUCUCUCUCUCUCUCUGCCGGCGACGUGCGUUAAAAGUUAUCGACAGAUCGGCGAAACGGCGCACACACGGUGGAUCGACAGCUCCAGCUAGGUCAGCGACGUUGCUGACUUUAGUUAGGGGAACAGCUGAUAUAGCGGACGAUGUUUUCCUGCCGCACGGGGAGAGAGGCAGCGACAGAUCCAGUUGACAUUUCACCACGCAACGUUACUGCGAGGAAGGGGUCUUAUUUGAGAGCUUGACUGUGAGGACAUUGCGUUAUUUCUCUGAUUUUUUUUUUCCCAACCCUCCCCCCCGUCUCCAAGUCGGACUUAACGGGAGAUGACCUAACCGGUGGAGUGCAUUCCUUUUUCACUAGAGGAUAAAGAAAUGGAUCAGGGUGGACUGAAGCGCAACGGUAAUCGAGACGACAGCCUGACAUUUGGGGAGACGGGAGUCGCAGUGGGCAGAGAUACAGGUGACACAGCUGGUUCACUGCUCCAGUCUGCGAUGCACCUGCCCGGCUCCGGGUCUCUGCCCCAACCCACAGUGGCCCCGAAUGGACGGGCUGGAACCAAAGACCAGGGGGAGUUUGUAGGCCUCUUUGAGCCCCCUCAGCGUCACGCCCUAGGUGAAGGGUUAGACAUGAAGGAGGGUAAAAUCAUUAGAAUGCAUAAACAACAACACCAGGAUAUUGGUAUGUUCAACAUGGAGGACAAUAUGCCGUUACUGAACCAGAGUAUUUCCGAUCUCGACCGGACGUCCACCUCUGUCAUCAGCACCUCAGACACCUCCGUCCUGGGCAACCUCCCUCUGCCAGACCUUUUCCCCCAGCACAUCAAGCAGGAGGGGAAUUUUUCUCUGGAAAAGGACUUGGGAACUUACAGUGGACACACAGGAGCUGGUCCUUGUGAUUUGGAUGGCAACAGCACUCGCCUAAUCGAGGAUACUGAGAUUUGGCAAGACCUGGACCUUCCUAAUUCGUUGCCAGAAAUCAGCGAUUUUGAGUUGGAUUCAGAAGUGGCACACUUGGAUAACAUCCUACAUGACAGCAGCGGUGCUGGCGGUCCUGACGGCAGCUUGCUAAAGGAAACAAAGUCUCUGGUGGGUAACGGAGGAAACUGUACCAAUGUGAACGGCACGGACCAGCAGCAGCAGCACCACCCCAUGCACCAUCAUCAUCACCAGCAGCAGCAGCAUCACCACCAACUACUACAGCACCAGCAACAUCAGCUUCACCAUCAACAUCAGCAGCCCCCAUCGCUUCUCUCCAGUGUCAUGAUCAAGGAAGAGAAGGAUCCCGACGACUCUUUUAUCCACAUCCGUACACCUGGUGUUGUCAAACAGGAGAAGCAGGACAGCACUGAUUUCUGCCAGUCCCAGUGUCUCCAGGGCGGCAUGAGCUCUCUCCACAGUGGAGGCCCAAUGUCCUCGCCGAUAGGCGUCGGCGCUGGAUCUGGCUACCACUACAGAGCCAACCCAUCCUCCACGGUGGGCCUACAAGACCAGAAGCCUUUUGGCAUGUACUCAAACAUGCCUCCAGUGGGGGAGAGCUGGGCCAGGGGGAACAGGUUUGGAGACUCAUCGGGGAUACAGAGGAGUGACGACGGGCUCCCCUCCGCCGCAGCCCUGGCAUCUUUUUCUGUCAGCUUCUCCAGCUCAUCUCCCAGAACAGGAGAGAACAGCAGUUCUGCAGUGCCAGGCCAAUCCAAGCCAAGUGGGCAGACCCAUAAGAUCUGUUUGGUGUGUUCAGAUGAGGCCUCGGGAUGCCACUACGGGGUUGUAACCUGCGGCAGUUGCAAGGUGUUCUUCAAGAGGGCUGUCGAAGGAUGGAGAGCACGACAAAACACAGAUGGCCAGCACAACUACCUCUGUGCAGGGAGGAAUGACUGCAUCAUUGAUAAGAUCCGCAGGAAGAACUGUCCAGCCUGCCGCUUCAGGAAAUGUCUUCAAGCCGGAAUGAACUUGGAAGCGAGGAAAAACAAGAAGCUGAUCAAGAUGAAAGUGCACCGGCCCCCUGGAUCAUCAGAGCCCAUCAGCAACAUGCCUGUUCCAGUCAUCCCCAGGUGCAUGCCCCAACUCGUGCCCACCAUGCUGUCUGUGCUGAAGGCCAUCGAGCCAGAAAUCAUCUACUCUGGCUAUGACAGCACACUGCCCGACACCUCGUCACGGCUCAUGACCACUCUCAACAGGUUGGGGGGACAGCAGGUCAUAUCUGCAGUCAAGUGGGCCAAGUCACUGCCAGGCUUCCGCAACCUGCACCUGGAUGACCAGAUGACAUUGCUGCAGUGCUCCUGGCUCUUUCUAAUGUCCUUCAGCCUUGGUUGGAGGUCGUAUGAGCAGUGUAAUGGUAGCAUGCUCUGCUUUGCCCCUGAUCUCGUCAUCAACAAAGAGCGUAUGAAGCUGCCCUUCAUGAACGACCAGUGCGAGCAAAUGCUGAAGAUCUGUAAUGAGUUUGUCAGACUACAAGUGUCCUAUGACGAGUACCUGUGCAUGAAGGUCCUGUUGCUGCUCAGUACAGUACCGAAAGACGGUCUGAAAAGUCAGGCAGUGUUUGACGAGAUCAGGAUGACCUACAUCAAGGAGCUGGGAAAAGCCAUCGUCAAGAGAGAGGAGAACGCUAGUCAAAACUGGCAGCGCUUCUAUCAGCUAACUAAGCUACUGGACUCCAUGCAGGAGAUGGUCGAGGGUCUUCUCCAGAUCUGUUUCUACACCUUUGUGAAUAAAACCCUCAGUGUGGAAUUCCCUGAGAUGCUGGCAGAGAUCAUCACCAACCAGAUACCAAAAUUCAAAGACGGGAGCGUCAAGCCUCUGCUGUUUCAUCAGAAAUGACUGCCUUAAACUGUGAAGCAAUGCCUUAAAUCCAGCCCUGUCCAUGUACCUUUCCGGGGCCCCCAAGAUUUCACCCCGAGCCCUAAGCCUUUGCUUGACCUGCCUCCCCUCCAUCACUUUGAUUCAAAAUCCUUCAGUUUUUCCUGGGCCCCCUUUCUAAGAAUUCUGCCACGCCCCUCCAGGCCUCAGCCAUUGAGCCUAAUCUCAGAGCACAAUACCUGUGGCCUCAUGCCUCCUAAUCCGGUUUUGGCCAAACUGCAGUAGGACACCCUACCACUGACCUGUAGCCCUUCCUCUUGGUUAAUCAAGAAGACUUUGGCCUUGAUGGGGAAAUGUUACGGCUCUGAAUGUCUUGUGGGCAGGCUGCGUUUUGGUGAUCUACUCCCCCCAACCCCCCUCCCACAUCUUUCCUGCCUCCAGUGUUUUACGGCUGUUUUCACUGACAAGCCAACACCUAGAUCCACCUUUUCGUCCUUCAACAUGACACCUAACAUACUGUCCAGCUGGAUUAGCAGCCUGUUGAAGCUUGCCCCCAAGUUCUGUUCCUCAGCUCACCUUCCCAGCUUGUCUCUAUUUGCCCUUCCCAGCUCCACUGCGCAGAGAAUGUAGUGAGUAUUCACUUGUUGUGGUUUCCCAGAGAACUGUUGGCGAUGAAGGGGAUAAACAAAAACACAGAAAAAUUAGAAACAUAUUCUGGCAUGAGAGAAUCUUUUUUUUUUUGCUGGACCUAAGGACAGUGAGGAUGAACUGUUUUCAGCUGUGAAUCAGUUAUCUUUUCUGAAAUGAAACAAAUCAGAUUUAUAUACCCAACCAAUGGAAGAAAAAAAAAAAAAUAUUCUCAAUUUGUUUUAUGCAGGCACGCAUCUCUAAUCACACAUGCAAAAGUCAUGCUUACACGCAUAAACAUAUAAAGAAUACACAGACAUGCAUUCACACAGCAAAAUGUUUACACAGGAUGUAUCUGAAGGGAAAACCAGUGCCUUUUAGCUUUUAAAGCUCUUCAUAGCCAUCCUCUCUAAACCGUUGUGUUUCUUUGCAUAAGAAUGUAACCUUGACAUCCUUCCACAUAUUUUGUCUGCUUUAGUUUUUCCACGCUGGCAAUAUCUGUUUUCUUUCCAAACCGCCAUUUCAGUGUUUUUAAUGUGGGCAGCUCUCUCUGUUCUGAUCCCCAUAAGGAAGACAGCCUAUGAUACAGUUUGGAAAAGUGUAGUGCCGCAUGACAUGGUAAGAUCCUAAUAUUUUCUUUCAAACACUUGAAGAGUUUGAGAAUCACAUCAAAUACACAGGAAAAGUAUCACAAAAUGUUGUGAAAAUCCCAAACAUUUUACAUAUUUUUUCCCCAUGUGAAGUAUAUUUGAUAAAUAUAGUGCAUCUCCCAAUUAGGAUUACAGUGUUUAAAGUUAUAGAACCCAGAUUAUAUCAACAAAUCAAAUAAAAUGUUGAAUAGACAUCCAAAUACUAUCUCUAAAUAUCUUCAACAAAUUUGUGAGAGGCUGCAAACAGCUUUCUGCUAAAUGUACACCACUGGAAUUUAAAUAAGAUAUACCUUAUGUUUUGUUAAAUUUAGGGGCAGUUUUGCUGACUUUAACAUUCCAAGAUUUUUACAUCUUGGAAUAAUCAGUGAGUUGUUAAUUGGAAUUAAAUAUGUUUACAAAUUUAUUCAGAUGCAAUCGCACAAAUGACUUUUUUUAGUACUGAGCUGCAUUUGAAAAGUACACAUCCAAGGUGUUAAAAGUCUAAGGUGUCUGUGUGUCGAUAAAUAGCCAUAAGUCAAAACCGUCCUUAUAUUGCCAGCUGCAUUCAUACUGCAGUUCUAGUUCUAGUAAAAUGGUUUCAUACGACUUAAUUUUAAAAUAUGCUUUCAUGGAGCAUCAGUUGGGAUGACUAACCUGACCAGACUGCCUGUUACCAUCUCAGAAAUCACAGCAAGGUCAAAUAGGAAUGGAAAGAAUUCCUGGUGAGUGUUGUAACCUAACAGGAGUACUAGUUAAAAAGUUUUAAACAAUUCUCAAGCCUCUAAAUAGUUAGAAGAUUACUAAUUGAUUCUCCAGAAAUGAUGUACUUCACCAGCUAGUACUCCUGAUAGGUAAAGAAAAAACAUAUUAUUGUUUGUGACGAAAGUAUUGCAUUUUAGAUGAAACAUACCCUUUAAUCAGCUUCAUCUCACGAGUGUUUGCACAAACAGGAACUGGGGUUAUUAUUAAGUUGUUGAGCUAAACACGGCAGAAAAGGUAAAUGAAAAUAUAUACACAUAUAUAUAUUUUGUAUAUGAGAUGUUAAAAAUUGAGACACCCAUAACCCAUAACCUAUGUUCUCAGCACAAGAUUUCAGUGAAAGUUGAAAUAUUUUUGGAAGAAGAUGCAGUUUGGUAAGAAAAAAAAAAAAAAAAAAGAAAUAAUAAUAAGAAGAAUUUGUGAAUUAAAGCUCAGGCUAUGAGAGACUACAUCACCUGGAUGUGUUCCACUAGUGCCAAAUCUAAUAGCAAGUUAUUUUUUUAUUUUUUUUUUAUUUUUUUUCCUGGAGAUGUGAAAGAGUGAUAAUUAAGUUGUGAUUUGACAUUACCUGGUUCUUGUAACUUUGCUUAAGGGUGCUCAUUUGUGAGAAAGAUCUUAGUUCUGUGUCACACCUACACCAGCUUAAAAGUACUGAUUGUUAUCAUCCAAGUAAGAGUAUAUAUACUUUUUUUUUUUUUGAGAUGCACAAAAUGUUGUAUUUUUGAAAUUGCAAAGUAAGCAGUACUUUCUACUGCUGUCAAACAGGUGGUGAUCAGCAUUUUGGUACAUUUCUAAUGUGAAAAUAUGAUUGUACCAGCUUAUGCGAUAGCCAAAGGAAGAUACAUUAACAUUGCAGUUGUACAUUGGCUUCUGCCAAAAGCAUAGACACAAUGCUCCCCUCCCCCUCAUAACGGAAGCAGUUCUAUUUUCCUCAUUGUUUCUUGUAACUGCCAGGCCUCUCUGCCUAAAAUGUCGACCAUAUAGAUUUUCAGCAGUACUCUGAAUGGUACUUGUCCUUCCACAUCGCAUAACUCUGAAUGGCAGUUAAUAGACCAGGUAGCGGGUUGCCAUAGAGACCAGUCAUUUAUGUGUUACUUACAGCUAACAGCACAGCAGGCUCUGGACGCAUACAAGCCACUAUUCAAUAAGAGCCAUCAUGUUUUUAAAAUUAGCCAUUCUGCCAAAGGAUGGCCACUUGCAGCAGGGUUGUUUCAUGUAUAGUAGGCUUUCAGCUUCACCUGCUAACUUGGUCUCAUGGCCUUGGGCUUUAAAGAACAUGGGGUUGAUGCUACUCAUGUCUCUGUAGAUUAUUCUGGGGAAGAUAUGACUAAACUGUCUAGUUGUUUGGGUAACUUUGCAUACAGUAUUAACAAUUGUUUCCAGGUGGUGGUGCUUCAGAAAACCAGCUUUAAAGUGUAGAUGUAACCAUAUCCCUGCUCAUUUCUAAAUGGCCAUAGAUGUAUAUAGCAGCGCCAACAUAUCCCGUGCAACGUAAUCAGUGUCUAUUAUUACAAGAUAUUUUUACAUAGACAUAACCUCUAUACUCCUAUACAGUUUCUCUUUUACCUUUCAGCUUCAUGUUCAAUUAAAGGCCUUGUGAAAGGGAGACAGAGAGCCAUAGAAAUAAGAUUUCAAAUCAGGAAAUAGAUGAACCCUUAACAAAUAUAAAUGCUUUUGGAGAUUAAUCUGUUGUAAACAAAAAAACAAAAAAACAAAAAAAAGCAAAAAAAAAAAAAGGACAAUAUUUUCUGCAAUUUUGAAUACAUCAGCUUGAUCCUCUUUGAUAUGAUAAUUUUACUCAAUCCUUUUUGUACAUUGAACGAGUCAAGAAAGUAAAUAUUUUUCUGUUUGUUGGUUUGUGUUUGAUUAAAGGUAGAUGUGUUGAAUUCAUUAGGAAGUGUUAAACAUGUUUGUCUUGUGAAGUAAAUGUAAAUUUUACGAGUCAAUGGGAAAGUCUACACGAGCGCUCACUGUGUUUUAAAGUUAUAAGAAAACGAGGGAGAGGGCGGGAGGGAAGGAUGGAAGGUGAGGCGAACUGGGGGAGGUUUUGUGUUAUAUAAGAGUGACCAAAGCAGAGGAGAAAAAAAAAGAUUUAACAAACAAAAAGAAGUAUUCAAGUAGUUACAUUUUAAGUAGCACUUACUAUCCAACUUGUAGUACUUCUUAUUUUAUUUGAAAGGUAUCUUUUGUAAAGGUCAAGGCUUUGGAUCCCAUGUAUAUUGCUGUUAGGAUUUACUGGUCACUUUAAAAUAGAAAACAAAACAAACAAAAAAAAGUUGAAUCUCCGCGUGAAAGUAAAUCUGCCAGAGCCUGAUGGAAUUGCACUACCCUCCUACUGGUUGAUAAAGUCUAUUUUGUAUAAAAUACAUGCAAAUAUUAUCUUUAAAGAUUAAGGGCAGAUCAUGUUUCACUGGUAUAUAUGGCUAUGGCUUUCAUUGAAGUCUGUUAUGUUCGUAUUUCAGUUAUGUAAAUGUAAUCCAAUGUAAAAAAACAAACAAAAAAUCUAAAAUGUUUGUUAAAAAAACAAAAAAAAACAAUAGUUUGUAUUACUUCUGUAUUACACCUCCUCUGUAGUCAGUGUCGAUAUUUUCACCUAUUUGAUUAAAUGUUGAAUUAAGUUAUCUGUGUUGUUCUUUGACAUUGGAUUUAGCAUCCUGUUGGUAACAUCUUGGUUGAUGAUUUUGUCAUCACUGGUUAAAAGUGGAAAUUCGGAAGAACUGAUUUCUCUUUAGUUCAAACAUCUUACACAAUAAAGUUUUCUGUUUUUCAAUGCUCA